UAAAGAAGAAGAAGAAACAGGCCGUAGAAGAAGAAUCAAACCAUCACCGCGCAUGCGUACUACAACACUUGAAUCACAUUUGCAGAUUUUGCUUAUAUUUUAAACUUACUUUUAGCUCAGAGAAUGCCACCGAAGGGAAAGGGUGGAAAGGGCGGUAAAGGAGCUGCUUCAGGAGGUGCGGACGCUGAUAAAAAGGAAAAAGCCCCAAAAGGAGGAACAUCUGUUAAGGUUCGACACAUCCUCUGUGAAAAGCAUGGAAAAUGCAUGGAGGCCAUGGAGAAACUCAAAGCUGGAGUUCGAUUCAGUGAAGUAGCGUCACAAUACAGCGAAGACAAAGCUAGACAGGGAGGUGAUCUGGGGUGGAUGACCCGUGGGUCCAUGGUUGGACCUUUCCAGGAGGCAGCGUUUGCUCUGCCUAUCAGUUCGAUGGAUAAACCCGUCUACACAGAUCCACCCGUCAAGACGAAGUUCGGAUAUCACAUCAUUAUGGUGGAGGGGAAAAAGUAAAACUGGCCACUUCUUUUGUAAUAUAUACCAUUAAACUGGGCAGGAAUGUUAAGAGAAAAAAGAUCUUGUGUGGGAUUUUUUCCUGUUAGUCUGUUCAAGUUUGCACUUCUACCCAAGCUCCUUUUUUUUCUCAAAAAAACAAAUUUUUUUAUUUUACUUUGUCAAAAUCUCUUCAAUAACAUGAAAUAAAG
Cyprinodon tularosa is the source of this 698-nucleotide messenger RNA. It is a transcript of the gene pin4, whose product is annotated as protein (peptidylprolyl cis/trans isomerase) NIMA-interacting, 4 (parvulin). Bases 124 to 507 code for a protein of 127 amino acids. Lineage: Eukaryota; Metazoa; Chordata; Actinopteri; Cyprinodontiformes; Cyprinodontidae. Gene Ontology annotation, molecular function: DNA binding; peptidyl-prolyl cis-trans isomerase activity. The transcript has 5 exons. The record is from RefSeq and is a predicted model, not a curated record. Gene Ontology annotation, biological process: rRNA processing.